AUGGCAAGCCAGCCACCUCCUCUCAAGGGGAUGAGGGAAAGUUUCAAGGAAAACCCUUUCAAAGACUCCAUGUCUUCACAAGUAAGUACCGAGAUGCUUCGACAAUAUAACCCUCCAGUAAUUUCUCAUCCUACCUUGAGUCGCCAAUGCAAUACGAUGAGCCUCGACAACAACAAUCUUCAUGGCAGAUACUCUCAAAACAUUUCUUCGAUGCCAUCACGAUUUUCUACCCACAUUUCCAAGAAGCAAUGCGAUGCUGCCAUUCAAUCCUGCAGUGCUGAUUCCCCUACUUCCAACAUGAUGGAACUCAGCCAACAAUGUCUUGAAGAUAUUGAGCGUCCUCAUACCAUUUCUCAAUCUUCCAAGAACACCGUCAGAAAGAUGAUCGACCUCCCACAACCUCUCAUCGAUUUCAACAAAGUUCGCACACCCACUUCAUUCUCAGGCUCCCAGGAUGAGAUGAUUCGAGAGUCAUACAAGGCCUCGUUGAUAUUCGCUCCAAGAGAAAUACCACAAGGCUCUAACAACUUCGAGAAAGCUUACAUUUCCCAUCUUCCAAGCAAUAUGCACCUUGAUAGUAAGGCUCACAUGAAUCAAAAAGCUUCCAAUGAAACAUCCUACUCUAUCAACUUUGAUCAUCAGCAAAACAUUCUUCGGGACAAUCAGAAAUACUAUCCCGUCAAUUCAAAUGGUGGUUAUUACGGUUCCGUUGAAUUGAACCAGGAACUUCUCAAUGUCAAUGCUGCAGGUAAAGUCACACAACAGCCGAUGAAGCAUUGCUGCUCUGAUUUUGCAUCCAAAAGUUUGAAAGACUUUCAUAAAAAACAAGCUGCCUUCACUGGUGAGGAUUUCAGCUCCGAUUUGCUUUCUGUUGAGCAUAUGCAGAUCAACGCACAAUCCACAGUCGCGGUCAACCCUGAUGUUGGAAAACAAUCGGUCGCUGGAAAAGUUUCGGUCGAAAAGCUCACUCCGUUAGAAAUGGCCAUUAGAAAUCCCUUGCCUUGUUGGAAUCAUCCAGUUUCUGCGAAUGGAAAACUAUAUCAACGCAUCAAGUCACCUACUAUAUUUAAGUACUUCAACUAUUUCGGAUUCUCGGAUGAAAACUUGCUUGUCCAAAUGACCAAGAGUCUUGAACAAAUAUCUACUCCAAUCCCAUUCCCUAAAUUGGCUGGGGCUCCAAAGUGGUUGCAUGAUCAUUGUGUUCUCAAUGGGCAGGUCUGCCAGCCAUUAACCCAUGCACCAGUUACAAAUCUCCUUCCACUGGUAUCAUGGAAUUUACCGCACAAGGCUCGGCUGCCCGUGGUUCCAAUCAAUAGUUACAAGUUUCCUGGAAGUGAUCGUCAGUCAACCGCGUCCAUUCCACAGGAAAUGGAAAUGAGAUCGGCAUCCUUUGUCAAAGAGCAAAUUUCUUCAAGCUCCUCAGCCCUUGGAUCUGAAUCACACCAAUAUCCUCGCGCCUCUUUAAUAGCAUCGGCACCCUUAAGCCCCGAAGGUCAAGGUAUGAUGAAUGAAGCUUGGCAAAAGGCACAGAUAUUAAAGUUCUCGCUUAAAGGAAGAGACAAGUCAGAAGGGAACGAUUUCGAUGAUUCCGGAGUCCAUACUAUGAACACCCCUAUCAUCGCUGAUCAUUCUACCCAUGCAAGUGUGGCACGAAGAGAAAUGACUGGCAUUUUUGACCGUUCUACGGAAUGUACAAAGGAACGUGAUAGGGCAGGAAUCUUACCUACACAAGAUAGCAUGGUCAAUGCUGCUUGUGAUGAUUUUUCGGUUGUAGUCAUCUUCCAAGAGAAGCUCAAAGCUCUUAAGAGUAUCGACCAGAAGUAUCAAGAGCAAAGAGCUCCACUUAUCCAGAACAAAAAUAUCGAUCUCAACGGUGGCGAUGCGAUGUCUCUAGAAGCUUCAAGGCUUUCCGAGAGAAAGUGGUAUUUGGAACGCAAAGCUUAUCUUGAGACCCUCCGCGAGACACGACAUAACUUUCAGCAGAAGAAGCCCAAGGAAAUCCUCAAAGAUAGGGAACUCGAUUCAAGACGCAACGAUGCGACAUGCUUGGAUCGCAGAGAGUUCACGGACUACGGUUACUUGAAUUACUCAGAAUUGAAUGAAAUUAGAGAAGCAAAACAUGAAUUUCAAGCUUCGAUCGACUAUGUCUAUUACACUCAUCAUGGCGCAAAAAUGGCUAAAGAUGCUGCUUGUAUGAAAUUGGAAAGAGCAGUUGCUGAUAGAAAAGCUCUUUGGAUGGAAAACAUUCACAGACUUGAUGAUCCGAGAUUCGAAAAAGAGAGUUCCGACGCAGAUAAGAAACUUCUUGAGUGCCAGAUUGAAAGCAACAAGAGAGUUGGUAUCUUUGAUGCAAUCGAACACGCUUGUCAACAGAAAUACGAAGAUAUAGAAGCUUUCCAGAAGGUAAUCGGAUUUCUAAUUCGUGCUAGCGGCGAUAAUUUUACUCGAAAGACUGAACCGGCAAAGAACGAUUCGGUUUGUACUACGUUUACAGGAGACCACCACUCGGCUCGUGUUAUUAUUGCACGUCUAGAAGCCCACUAUACAGGAAUGGGUGCCAAAUCCAAGCUUCAGCCACUUCGUACGAUAGAUGACGCCUGGACUGAUGGUCACUAUGGUUUUCUCGAAAAACCAAUGUAUGAUAAGAAACAGCGAAAUAACUCAACUUCGUCCAAUGACUAUAUCACUGCAGAAGAACAUGCUGAAGGCCUUAGAGACGAUUACGGUCAAUCAGCAUUCCAAGCUUUUACUGCCCGUCGAGGUAGAGUUCCUACACAUCAUGAUUCGAGAACGUUAAAGACCAACACUUCCUCAAGGUCACCAAAAGCCACAAGCCAGUACCCCAAUCCAGGUUCUCGAAACUAUUACUCGGUCAAGAGCACAGAUCACGCUGAAUAUACGACUAUGUUCAAAGGAUGGAAGCCUAGACCAAGCCAUCUCGAUAUUAUGAAUGCUAUGACUCUGGGUCGAGCGGCAAGAGAACGUCAGUUAGCUCAUAAACAACCAGGAAAGAUGAGUUUUACCACCUUUCAGUAUCUUAGAAAAUGGGGAUAUUUGAGUUCGGAUACUUCUUUGAAUACAGCUGAUUCUGCGGCUCUGACAAGCCCCGCGCUUAAUCUUUUAGAUGUCAAGGAACAAAGUCAAUGUGCUGUGGAGCUUGCAGAUAAGGAAGUAACUGUGUUCAACAAUGCCAACGACACACUUACUAAGACAAGCAAAGCUACGGACAUUCCUGCCACUGUCAUGAAUGAGCAGACUGUCUUGCCUAAUGAUCUGGUUACCGAUACCAUCGACGUCACCAAGAAGCUCGCUGAUAUCGAUGUUGCUACUACCGAUAAACUCGUUACCAUCGCUGAUAAAGCCGAUGUCGAAGCUGCCAAGAGUGAUGAUAUCACUACACUCCAGCAAGCAGUCAGUGACGAGAUUUUUCCAAUCGGAGAAUCCACCGCCAACGCCGAGAUGACCAUUAUCGAAGAUCCCGCUCUCAAUGACCUUCUCAUCUCUGACACUGAAAAAUCUGAGAUCCUCAGCAAAGAUAUGAUGCAAAAGUCGCUCGUUUUAGAUUUCCCCUCAGCUCCUCCUCCUACUCCAGUACGCAUCUCUAGCCCUAGGCAAGAAGUCGAUCUUGAAUAUGAUAGCGAUUUUCAAUCUGAUGCAUCUUGGGCCACGGCUGGUGAUGAUGAUCAUGAUGGCGUUGCAGAGGCUGGUGGACUCGAGGAACUUGAGAGUGUUGAGGAAAUCGAGGAAGUUGAGGAAUGGGAGAUGCUUUAA
Botrytis byssoidea is the source of this 3771-nucleotide messenger RNA. RefSeq lists its product as uncharacterized. Lineage: Eukaryota; Fungi; Ascomycota; Leotiomycetes; Helotiales; Sclerotiniaceae. The record is from RefSeq and is a predicted model, not a curated record. The transcript has a single exon. Bases 1 to 3771 code for a protein of 1256 amino acids.